This is a messenger RNA of Alternaria postmessia, 1689 nucleotides long. RefSeq lists its product as uncharacterized. The coding region runs from base 1 to 1689 and encodes 562 amino acids. The record is from RefSeq and is a predicted model, not a curated record. The transcript has 4 exons. Lineage: Eukaryota; Fungi; Ascomycota; Dothideomycetes; Pleosporales; Pleosporaceae.
AUGGCCGACCUCAGUAGAGUAGAGUCGAUGCAGUACCCUGCGGGGCAUCUUUCUCAUCUUACCGAGAACCAGCAGGCCCAGCUGCUUGAGUUCAAAAACAUCUGCCAACAGGCAGGCUAUUACACACCUGCAGCCGGGGGGAAGCAAGCCAGCCAUGACGAUGAGACCAUGCUGCGCUACUUGCGCGCGCGUCGUUUUGUUCCCCAGGAAGCCUUUAAGCAAUUCAAGGACACGGAGGACUGGCGGAAAGAGAACAAGCUAAGCGAAAUCUUCAACACUAUCGAGAUCGAAGAGUAUGAGCAAACGCGCCGCCUGUACCCGCAAUGGCUCGGCCGACGCGACAAACGCGGCAUCCCUCUCUUCCUUUUCGAGGUCGCACCGUUGAACUCGAAGAACAUCUCCGCUUACGAGAAACAACUCGCCAAAUCAAAGACGACCAUACCUAAUGUCGCAACCAAGAACCUGCGCCUCUUCGCCCUGUACGAGUCGCUCACAAGAUUCUACACGCCACUAUGCUCCAUGGUCCCUCGCAACCACCCGGAGACGCCCAUCUCGCAGAGCAACAACAUUGUGGAUAUCAGUGGCGUCGGGUUGAAGCAGUUCUGGAAUCUGAAAGGCCACAUGCAGGAUGCUUCCGUGCUAGCCACGGCACACUAUCCCGAGACGUUGGAUAGGAUAUUCAUCGUCGGAGCGCCUGGCUUCUUUCCUACCGUUUGGGGUUGGGUCAAGCGUUGGUUUGAUCCCAUCACCGUCUCCAAGAUCUUUAUCCUCUCCCCGCAGAACGUCUACUCCACACUCUCCCAAUAUAUCGAUCACGACAACAUUCCGAAGAAAUACGGUGGCGGUCUCGAUUUCGAAUGGGGACAACUGCCAAACCUCGAGCCAGCCAUUGAGGCGCAAAUGAAGUGGGAGAAUCCAAAUACCCAGGACGGGCGCAAGACGUUCCCUAUCGGGCCAAUAAAGUGGGAGGAAGGGCAGGAUGGUGAGAUGCAAGCCUGGGGUGUUGGCAGUGAAAAUGGAGCACCACGAAGAAAGCUCAUCUUCUCCAUUCCGAAGCCUGUAGGAUACAAACAGGGGGAUUUAAUGCCACCUACACCCGCAACACAGAUCGGUGACCCUCUCACAACCGUGGGAACGGCUACGCAUCCUCCCGAUACCAACGAGCCAGAUAUUGAUACGCCUCCCUCAGACACCGAGUCGCGCCCUUCCAUGAGCUCACCACCAAAUACCACAACCCUACCGAUCCGCGAAGGCACAUCCGAGGCACGAUACGAGCAACAGAACCUUACACACGCAUCGGGUCAGCUCGCAGAUGGAACACCCGACGCAGCAGUUGUCGACCAUGGACAUGGUGACAAGACAGUUACGAUGGAGCCCAACACUGUGGGUCAAGCACCGAAAGAGGUACCACUCCCUGAUCGUGAAGAACCCGCUGCUCCGGGCUAUUUAGACCAAGCUAAACAAGCUGCUAUAUCAGCCUCCGCUGUAGUCACUUCCACUGCUACUUCUGCUGCAGAAGCCGUAACUGGUGCCGUUGGCGGGCAUAAGGAGGAGAAGGUUGAGGAACCUGAGAGGGUGAAGAGUCCACAGGAGCUGGAGAUGGACCGUCAGAUUGACGCGACAAGUGCCAAGGACGUCGAGGCGUUUCUAAGGGCUAAGACUGCUAGCGGGGGUCACAUAGUCAGUUGA